Erythranthe guttata (spotted monkey flower) is the source of this 3024-nucleotide messenger RNA. RefSeq names its product P-loop containing nucleoside triphosphate hydrolases superfamily protein (gene ZCF125). Lineage: Eukaryota; Viridiplantae; Streptophyta; Magnoliopsida; Lamiales; Phrymaceae. Gene Ontology annotation, molecular function: microtubule binding; ATP binding; microtubule motor activity. The record is from RefSeq and is a predicted model, not a curated record. Gene Ontology annotation, biological process: microtubule-based movement.
GACCCACUUAAAAGGGCAGUUUCGUAAACUCGUCUAUUUUCAAAUUUAAAUCACACCCCACAAUAUAUAGAAAUGCCGCCCGUUGCCCAGGCCCUACCCCCAUUCUUUUUUUUCAAAUCGGACAACAAAACAAAAAACAACAAGAAGAAGAAGGAUUUCCGAGUAAGAAUUCAGAGUUUUUUUUUUUUUGCAGCGCAGCGCAAAAAUGGAGAAGAUCUGCGUAGCAGUGAGGGUGAGGCCAUCUGCGAACGAAGAAUCUGAUAAUGGCUUUCAAUGGAAAGUCGAAAGCAACCGUAUUUCUCUCCACAGAUCUCACGGCACCCCCAUUUCUGGAGUUUCCUUUGCUUUCGAUCAUGUUUUUGAUCAGGAAUCCACUAAUGCUAGGGUUUAUGAGCUUCUGACAAAGGACAUUAUACAUGCUGCAGUACAGGGAUUUAAUGGAACUGCAUUUGCAUAUGGGCAGACUAGUAGCGGGAAAACUUUUACCAUGAAUGGAUCGGAAACUGAUCCAGGAGUUAUCCAUAGAGCUGUCAAAGACAUUUUCGCUAAUAUUCAGAAGAUAUCAGAUAGGGAGUUUCUAAUUCGCGUUUCCUACAUGGAAAUUUACAAUGAAGACAUUAAUGAUCUUUUUUCUGUGGAGAAUCAAAAACUUCAAAUUCACGAGAGCUUGGAGCGCGGAGUAUUUGUUGCAGGGCUGAGGGAGGAAAUCGUUAACAGUGCUGACCAAGUGCUUAAUCUUAUUCAACUUGGAGAAGCUAAUAGGCAUUUUGGGGAGACGAACAUGAAUGCUCGUAGUAGUAGAUCACACACUAUAUUUAGGAUGGUAAUCGAAAGCAAAGCAAAGGAUAACAAAUCCAAUUAUAUUUCAAGUCCGGAUGAUGCUAUUCGUGUCUCUGUCCUGAAUUUAGUUGACUUAGCUGGGUCUGAAAGAGUAGCUAAAACUGGAGCUGGGGGAGUUCGUUUGAAGGAAGGAAAGCACAUUAACAAGAGCUUAAUGAUUCUUGGCAAUGUCAUCAACAAACUGAGUGAGGGUGGAAAGCAAAGGGGUCACAUUCCUUAUCGUGACAGUAAGCUCACUCGCAUUCUUCAACCUGCACUCGGUGGAAAUGCGAAAACUUCAAUAAUUUGCACAGUGGCACCAGAGGAGAUUCACAUAGAGGAAACAAAAGGGACACUCCAGUUUGCUAGCAGAGCAAAGAGGAUUACCAACUGCGUCCAAGUGAAUGAGAUAUUGACUGAUGGUGCCUUAUUGAAGAGACAAAAACAAGAAAUAGAGGACCUACGGAGGAAACUUCAGGGUUCUCAUGCGGAAGUGUUGGAGCAAGAAAUCUUGAAACUGAGGAAUGACAUGCUGAAGUACGAACUGGAGCGUGAGAAGCUGGCCACGGAACUAGAAGAGGAGAGGAGAUCACAAAAAGAGCGUGAACAGUGCAUUAAGGAGCAGCAAAUGAAAAUUGACAACCUUAGCAAUCUGGUCCCUUUGUCAGACUCUGAAAGAAGCUCGUCACAUGAUAAUGUCAGAGAAGCCCUUCUGGAUGGAAGUGCGAAUGCCAACAGUAACAACACGUGCAGAGAAGAUGCUUUUAGUACCCCGUGUUUUAAAGCAGCUCCGAAUGUAUUUGUUGCGAGGCGGUCACAAUACAUAGCACAACCAUCAUGCAGCCCACUUCCAGAUAUGUUUGGUGAUUUUGCUGAUGAGGAUGCAUGGAUGAAAAUGAACAAAGGUUUCAUAGCUGACCUUGAUUCACUUCAUAUGACUCCUUCAAGGAAAGUCCAAUCGUUUCCCAUUAGUGAGGACUGCUCAACGGAGAAUCACAGCCAAGAGAUACAGAACCUCCAGAGACAGCUAAAACUUGUAACUGAGGAAAGAGAUGAAUUCAAGAGGAAGUAUGCCGAACAAGUGUCGUUCACUAACCAGUUAGCAGUAGAGAUAUCCGAACUCCAAGAAGAGAUACAGCUAUUUCAAGAAUUUCCCCGAAAUCUGCACGAAACCGUUACGAAUUGCAAGGACAUUUACAAGGACGUUUUCUCUGUUUUAGAGAAUUUUGUAGCCGAUGAAAAAUCUGCUGCAGCUCAAAUACUCUCUGCUACAAGUGAACUUGGAAACUGCCUCUUCUCAAGUUUAGAAUCUCAUUUAACAAUGGCUUUGGAUGGAAAGAGAACUUCCCCGAUAAUUGAUUACUCUAUUCGAGACCAAUGUAAAAUGCUCCAUCAGAAGCUGAGUGGUGCAAUCUCUUCCUUGGUGUUAUCGGAUGCAUCAUCAGCUAUAAAGGAUGAUAAUACGGAUAAUUCUGUUCAAAGCAGCAAUUUUAAGGGCACGCUGGGAGGACAAAUUGCUUGUUGGAAGCACUCACUGGAAAAUGAAGUCAAAAUAAUCAAAGAAAAGUACGACGACAUGGAAAAAGAGUUACAAGUUAGCAAUCAGCUUCGUAAAGUUUCCGAUGGAAAAUAUAAUAGCUUGGAACGGGAGUUCCAUCUUCUCAAAGAAGAUAGAGAUGCAGUGCUUCAAAGAAUCUCUACUUCAUCUCAGAAAAUAGCACAAAUCACCGGACAAAAGGAGAACGCUUUAAAGGAUCUCAAUAUCGAAGUGAAGAGGAGGAAAAAGCUCGAAGAAGAGAUCAAGCAGUUUAGCGUCGCGUUUGCAUGUCGACAAAGGUCAAUAACGUCUUUUCACAGCGAGUUCAAAUCUAUGCUCAACAUCAUGAAGGCGCAGAGUCCGAAUACAUUAUCCAAAUCUCGUGGAUCGUGAAAGAAAAUAGCUGCUUCGAAAGCUGUUUUUUUUUUUUCGCUUUAAUUUUAUUGGAUUGGUUGCUUAACCAAUUUCUUACUGUAGCCCAUUGUUAUGAAGGUGGUAAAAAAUAGUUAAUUUUUAUUUUUAUAUAUUAAUUAAUUAAAUGAACAAAAGUCAACAAGAGGUAAAAGAAAAAUUACCACAACAAAAAGAAAACAAAUAUGAUAUUUUGUAAGGCUUAAUAAUAAAACAACCGGAGAAACUGUCUUGUUACAGUUUCUGUCUGUUUCCUA